Molecule: messenger RNA, 1320 nt
Organism: Boleophthalmus pectinirostris (great blue-spotted mudskipper)
Lineage: Eukaryota; Metazoa; Chordata; Actinopteri; Gobiiformes; Gobiidae
Gene: bub3
Product: BUB3 mitotic checkpoint protein
Exons: 8
Coding region: 166-1140 (324 amino acids)
Biological process (GO): mitotic spindle assembly checkpoint signaling
Cellular component (GO): kinetochore; mitotic checkpoint complex; bub1-bub3 complex
Molecular function (GO): ubiquitin binding
Source: RefSeq, a predicted model, not a curated record
GAGCCCGCGCACUCGAAGCCGCAGCCGGGGUUAGCUUCACGCAGAUAGCCACGUUAUUUUAUCUGAAGUCAUAAAAAACGAAUCAUAAAAACGCAAUUGGAGGAAAUAAAAUUUGCUGUGGAGCAAGCGGAGAGUUCAGCGAGACCUCGGCGUUUAUCGGACGAGAUGACGGGCUCAAACGAGUAUAAGUUGACCCAGGCUCCAGAGGAUGGAGUGUCUGCGGUGAAGUUCAGUCCGAGCGCGGCUCAGUUCCUCCUGGUCUCAUCGUGGGACUGUUCUGUUCGUCUCUACGAUGUCACAGGAAACACCGUGAGGAUGAAGUACCAGCACUCUGCCCCCGUCCUCGACUGUGCUUUUUAUGAUCCCACACACUCCUGGAGCGGAGGUUUAGACGCACAGUUAAAGAUGCACGACCUGAACACAGACCAAGACACGAUUGUCGGGAGCCACGACGCCGCGAUCCGCUGUGUGGAGUACUGUCCGGAGGUGAACGUCAUGGUAACCGGGAGCUGGGACAGAUCCGUGCGACUGUGGGACCCUCGGACUCCCUGUAACGCCGGGACGUUCACGCAACCGGAGAAGGUGUACACUCUGUCCGUUGCCGGGGACAGGCUGAUUGUCGGAACGGCUGGGAGGAGGGUCCUGGUCUGGGACCUGAGGAACAUGGGAUACGUCCAGCAGAGAAGAGAGUCCAGCCUCAAGUACCAGACCCGCUGCAUCAGGGCCUUCCCCAACAAACAGGGCUACGUGCUGAGCUCCAUCGAGGGCCGGGUGGCGGUCGAGUACCUGGACCCGAGUCUGGAGGUGCAGAAGAAGAAAUACGCCUUUAAAUGUCACCGGCUGAAAGAGGAGGGCAUCGAAAACGUGUAUCCAGUGAACGCCAUCUCCUUCCACAACACACACAACACCUUCGCCACAGGUGGUUCUGACGGCUUCGUGAACAUCUGGGACCCGUUCAAUAAGAAGCGCCUGUGCCAGUUCCACCGUUACCCCACGAGCAUCGCGUCUCUGGCCUUUAACACGGACGGCACGCUCCUCGCCAUCGCCGCCUCCUACAUGUACGAGAAGGGAGACAUGAGCCACCCCGAGGACGCCAUCUUCAUCAGACAAGUGACCGACGCAGAGACCAAGCCCAAGUGAGUCCGCAAACAGAUCGACCUAAACUCAGUCCUGUCGUGUUGUGUCUGCUGGUAUCCAGUGCUCCACAGCGCCCCCUGUCUCCUCUGUACUUCUGAACAUGUUUUUUCUGUUUGGUUCAUAUGUAAUUGUUUGUACUGUUUUUAACUAAACUACUUUAAAUACACUUCAUUUUGGAAAAUA